Nicotiana tabacum (common tobacco) is the source of this 423-nucleotide messenger RNA. RefSeq names its product serpin-ZX. NCBI's taxonomy places the organism in Eukaryota, Viridiplantae, Streptophyta, Magnoliopsida, Solanales, Solanaceae. Gene Ontology annotation, molecular function: serine-type endopeptidase inhibitor activity. The record is from RefSeq and is a predicted model, not a curated record.
AUGGAUUUCUAUAGAUCAAUCUUAAAGCAAACGGAUGUUUCUUUAAUGCUUGCAAAACAUGUAUUCUUCAGCAAACUUCGUCAGCCCAAUGCCAACAUAGUAUUAUCCCCACUCUCUAUUCAAAAAGUUCUUGGUAUGAUUGCUGCUGGCUCAAAAGGUCGUUCAUUGGACCAACUGUUGUCUUUUCUCAAGUUCAACUCCAUUGAAGAACUUAACUAUGUUUCUUCUCGGGUCAUCACUGAUGUCUUUGCCGAUGGCAGCCCCUAUGGAGGUCCUCGUUUGUCCAUUGCUCAUGGCGUUUGGAUUGACAAAACUCUCUCUUUUAAGCCUUCUUUCAAACAGAUUAUGGACAAUGUUUAUAAGGCUGGUUGCAGUUCUGUUGAUUUUCUGCACAAGGUUGUUGUGAUUCUCGGAUCAAUAUGA